AUGUUCUCAAACAAUUUAGGGACACCAGCCGGAUAUUUGAAGGAAAAGCAAAAGCAGAUACUUAGUGGGGAAGACUAUCAACGAAUAGAGGCUCACCUGAACCAGAAGCAGUUCUUACGACCGCUGGACUCCGAUAACGCCAAGGCCAAUAUCUAUUCUAUUAGGCAGAAAUCCAUCAGCAGGCGAUAUUGUGACCAUCGUCGUCUGGGGCAUUGGCCUACAGCAAUCCUCGAGCAGAAUUGUAACAAGGGGAGGAUAAUAUCGUUCCAUCAUCGGAUCUGCAAGACCUAUCUAGCAAAGAAACGGAAAAAGGGGAACAGAAAGUCGGUCAACCAGUAG
Glarea lozoyensis ATCC 20868 is the source of this 339-nucleotide messenger RNA. RefSeq lists its product as uncharacterized. The transcript has 2 exons. Lineage: Eukaryota; Fungi; Ascomycota; Leotiomycetes; Helotiales; Helotiaceae. Bases 1 to 339 code for a protein of 112 amino acids. The record is from RefSeq and is a predicted model, not a curated record.